GUUCAGCGUGGUCAACUGAGUCUUCACUGGAAAAUAUUUUGUUGAUCCAUUUUAGAAACAUUUCAAAAGAAUAGAAAUGUUUUAUUUGUUUUCAGAAAUGGUUUUCAUACUUUUGUUUUUGUGUGGUGCUGCUAUAGUGAAUGGUGUCCCGCUUAGUCCAAAUGUCCAAAACCCUUUGCUGUUACACAAAGGAAAUCCUCCAAGAGGUCAGAAUGUUGAAGCUACAAACCAGAAAUCUGAAGCUCAGAUGGCAGAUCCUCUUUCGCCCACCUUGGAUCAAACACAUCCCGGGAUUCCCCAGCAACCAGACCUCCAGACCUCAUUACAACAUUACGCCAUGCUUGCUCAGGGGGGCGGUCCGGUGAUCUUCUCUCUGCCUCAGAGUGUCUACACAUCCCGUCCUGGCAACCAGCUGACCCUGGCGCAGCAGCCUCUAAUUUUUCCAGCUUAUGGAUUCAUGCCACUGUUCCCCUCACCCACUAGCAAUCAGAUGUUCUCUCCAUUUGGAUUCCCAAUGGUCCCCCAAACUCUGACUCAGCAGCUCCUGAACAGUCCGGUGUUACCCUUAGAAACUGCCGCAGUGGCAGCUGGACCUGUAGCAGCAGCUGGACCUGUGGCAGCAGCUGGACCUGUGGCAGCAGCUGGACCUGCAGCAGCAGCUGGACCUGCUGCACCAGCUGGAUCUGCAGCGGCUUCACCUCAGCAAAUCCAGAACCAGAAUCCCCAGGUUGUAUACAUGCUGCAACAACCCAUGAGCCCUUCACUCGGCGGUCUUAGCUCGGAGGAACUUCAGGCUGCAGCUAAAAUGAGCCAGCUGGGUGUGUACGUGCCCUCUGUGCUCACAAACCUGCCUGCAGGUGCAGCAGCUCUUCAGCCUGAGAGCCAAGCAGCUGGACUCAAAAACCCAGAUCAGCAGGCUGCCGGACAAACAGCUGGAGUCCCACCGUCACAGGGACUGCCUUGCUCUGGAGCACAGCCGAAUGCUAACAGCUUCCCAGCAGGCCUGGAGCGAGCAGCGCCGGAGGCAGCCACAAUCCCAGCACCUGGUUGGCCCAAACUAAAGCCAGCACGGGGGAACCACGUUUGAAACUGCAGCAGCAGUUGUAGUCAUGGGGAAACUAAACUCAUCUUUAUCAUAAAACAUGGACUAACCAAGCACUAGUGGAGUUUCUUUACUAUAUAUUUCAUUAUUUUUGUCAUUUUUGCUUUUUGAUGAAUGAAAAAUAAAACUAUAACCA
This is a messenger RNA of Nothobranchius furzeri (turquoise killifish), 1238 nucleotides long. RefSeq names its product ameloblastin (gene ambn). The record is from RefSeq and is a predicted model, not a curated record. NCBI's taxonomy places the organism in Eukaryota, Metazoa, Chordata, Actinopteri, Cyprinodontiformes, Nothobranchiidae.